CAAAGAAACCACUUUUUUUUGAAGGAGAAGUUUUUUUUUUUUCAUUUACUUUUCUUUCUUCUUUUUUAACCUCGACUCUUCCUUUCUGUCUUUUCUCGUUAUGCGUCUUCCAUUCUUAUUACUUCUUGGGUUCUGUGCUAUUUCAAAUACAGCUGCUCAAGUUGUCACUUCGUCUUCAGCAGUACCAGUAGCAACAAGCAAUGCAGCAGCAACGGGAGGAGGAGCCGUCACAGCCUCUAGUACUUUAGGGUCAGCCUCAGCACAACCUACUUCUGCGACUAAUGGAAGCUCCAUUAUCAAUAAUAACGGGACAACUAUCACCAACUCUACAGCAGCAGCAGGAAACAACUCUGUAGCAGCUUUACCUACCUCUGCUAGUUAUGGUAAUAGUGUCUACCCUGGUUCAGUCAGUUUUAUUGCGCCUACCGCCAGUAAAUCAGUUUCACCUCUUUACCGCAUCGACAGCAAAGAAAACGUCACUUUUAGCUGGUCAUUUACCAAUUUGUUAGUUCAGCCACAAAACCUGACUCUUGCUGCUGUUGCUCCUAACAGUGUUACUUAUACCAUUGGGGCUUUGUCUGGUGUUGCUACAAGUGCUGUAUGGCAUAUCAGUGAUGUUCCUGCUGCUUCACCAUUGAUGAUGGGCAUGUAUCAAAUCCAAUUAUAUGAUCAAAGAGGUCUUUCUGCAUAUCAAUCUCCUGGUUGGUUAGCACCCAACACACGGUUAACCAUUGCCUUCUAUUCAGCUGAAUCAUACUCGCAACCCACAGGAUCUGAUUAUUGUCCUUUAUGUUUUUAUAAUGCUGGUAGAAAAAUGGCAGAAAGUUUUGGACCUAUUGCAGUUGCUUUUGGUGUAGCAGGUGCUACAACCGUAAUGAUGUUGUAUGGGCUUUUGUAUUAAACUUGUGUGUGUGUAGACUGUAUAAAUAAUAAAGUAUCUUCAUACCUGAUGAUCGUUCAAUUCUAUUCUGCAUAGUGUUUGUUUUGUAAUGGACCAAUAACUGGUUGUCUGUGUGCUUUCCUAUCAUCCUCGCAUGUAUAUUUAUACUUGCCUUCCCCCCCCUUUUUUAAAAAAAA
Gilbertella persicaria is the source of this 1077-nucleotide messenger RNA. RefSeq lists its product as uncharacterized. Lineage: Eukaryota; Fungi; Mucoromycota; Mucoromycetes; Mucorales; Choanephoraceae. The coding region runs from base 101 to 901 and encodes 266 amino acids. The transcript has 4 exons. The record is from RefSeq and is a predicted model, not a curated record.